Messenger RNA from Cuscuta epithymum, 593 nucleotides. Lineage: Eukaryota; Viridiplantae; Streptophyta; Magnoliopsida; Solanales; Convolvulaceae. The record is from the annotation of a GenBank genome assembly.
GGUUAAUGUAGCCAUAGAGCGAUACUCAGCUUCAGCCGAUGAGCGAGACACCGUGAGCUGUUUUUUCAUACGCCAUGAGAUAGAUUUUACAUCUCUCGUUAGUGAUCAUCUCCCUACGAGUUGGGGUUUCGUUCCUUCACUUUCAUCAUCGACAAAUAGCGGCCGUCGGUCGAUUUUGGUCGUGCAAGUAGGCUUGGGACCAGGGAUGCGCUUUGGUGAUCAAGGCUCGAUUUCUACUGUUGUUUCUGGUCGAAGGUCGAGUGUUGACAAAGAACAAGCGGAUAAGCUGUGUCGGAGCUUGGGUUUGAUUCAACAAUCAAGUGAUAUCAAUGGAGGCUAUCAUCAAUCAAUACAAAAACAUGGCUAUUGAGGCGGAUGAGCAGCAGGCGCGUCCCCCUCCCGAGCCGCCGCCAUGAAGUGCAAGUGAGUCUAGGGUUUGCAAGAAGAUGAGUGAACUCUCUUUUAAUUAUGUUCUAUUCCACUUGUGUUUUUCUUUCGAAUUGCAUGUUGUUUUGGACGUGUUGUUAUUUCCUAGGAGAGAAAUUCUAGAAUGUAAGUCAGGUGAUGAGAAGUCUGGUUUGUUUGUCAUUGGC